Molecule: messenger RNA, 642 nt
Organism: Rhagoletis zephyria (snowberry fruit fly)
Lineage: Eukaryota; Metazoa; Arthropoda; Insecta; Diptera; Tephritidae
Product: E3 ubiquitin-protein ligase RNF128-like
Biological process (GO): proteasome-mediated ubiquitin-dependent protein catabolic process
Cellular component (GO): endomembrane system
Molecular function (GO): zinc ion binding; ubiquitin protein ligase activity
Source: RefSeq, a predicted model, not a curated record
AUGUCGCAUCAUGGUAAUGAAAACCUGCCGGUGCAAGUAAACGUUUGCACGAUAUGCCGUGACAGUCUUUCGGAGGGCGAUGAUAUCUUAACGACAGCUUCCGCCCACAUAUUCCACCGCACUUGUCUGUUAGAUUGGUUGAAGCGCAAUUCUACUUGUCCUCAGUGUAGAGCUAGGAGCAACAGUAGAGAAUUCUCUCGUACUGGCCUUCGAUCACGCCCACAUCCACCCCCUAUCGCCAAUAGUCACAACGCGAACACGAAUGUGCAACCCUUUUCAAACUCUCAACUUGAUACUUUGGACCUUCAAGGAGCUGUAGGCCCGCCUUUGGAAAAACAAGCCGUUAGCGCUAAUGCUAUUAACGACGGCGAAGAAGCCCGCUUACAUAACAUUGUUGGGGCUGUAAACUCCGCUAGGCAGGCAGCGAUGUUUGAAAAUUUAGACGAUCGAAUUGCUAGAUUAAUUGAGCAAAAGCGUGAAGAUUCGUUAACUAAUGUGUUAGGCAGAUUAAACUUAAAUGUUGUUCGGAACAGUGCACCCCUGGCUACAGUGCCACCACCCCCAAUUACAGUAAACGCUAGUCAAAUCGAAAUUCCGUCCCUUCGACGCCUCUUUGGACUCGAGAUAACUCCAAUAACGUAG